Messenger RNA from Trichoderma virens Gv29-8, 1172 nucleotides. RefSeq lists its product as uncharacterized. The record is from RefSeq and is a predicted model, not a curated record. NCBI's taxonomy places the organism in Eukaryota, Fungi, Ascomycota, Sordariomycetes, Hypocreales, Hypocreaceae. The transcript has a single exon. Bases 194 to 850 code for a protein of 218 amino acids. Gene Ontology annotation, biological process: deadenylation-dependent decapping of nuclear-transcribed mRNA; positive regulation of catalytic activity; deadenylation-independent decapping of nuclear-transcribed mRNA. Gene Ontology annotation, molecular function: enzyme activator activity; mRNA binding. Gene Ontology annotation, cellular component: P-body.
CGGAACCUUCUUCUCGCCUCAUCCUUUCCCCAGCACAGCCUCAACUCCAUCAUACGACGCUACAUCUUCAUCCUCUCCCUCUACCCUUGAUCGAGGCCUCGUGUGUUGUUAUUGCAGCUGCUACUGCUACAGCUACAGCUUGUCACUGCAUAGAUAGCAAACCUCUUCUAACUCCCCCCAAAACGCCUCAGCCAUGAGCCGCGCAACGCCCCGAAAGUCGCGGCACAACCGCCAUCCUUCAAACCGCAUCCCCGCCAUCUCCGACUACGAAUCCGAUGCCGCAGUCAUGACCUCCGCCUACGAGCCCCCGCCGCCGCGAACAAACACCGAGCUCAACCUCUCCGUCCUGCAGCGCUACCUGCCAUCCAUCAGCAGGAUCCUCAGCAUCGCCGCCAACGCCGUCGUCUACACCUUCGACAGCACCGCCCAGAGCUGGGAAAAGUCCGGCAUAGAAGGCACCAUGUUUGUCUGUGCGCAGACGCCGCUCCCCGAAGACGCCCACCAUCGGCCUCGAGCAUGCGUCUUUGUGCUGAGCCGCCGUGGUCUGGAUAAUGUGGUUGUCGAUCUGGCGAGAGUCGGUCAUGUGGAGCUCAUGGGUGAGCUCGUCAUUCUCAAAGUUGAAGGCGACUGGGAAGCAGACGAGAAGGUGCUUGGUGUAUGGAUCCACAACGAUGAAGAGGGUACAAGGGCAACCAAUGGAGCCAUCAUUGAGGAGAGCUGGAAGAUUGCGCGAGCUGCUGGGACGGUGUCAAACGAGGGCCCAGAAGCUGGGCCAGCGAUGCAGGCAAUAGGACGGCCGCUGACGCUGAACGAGCUGUUUGGAAGACAGAAGGAGGUUACGGGAAGCUGAAUGAAGCGAUUGUACGGUGCUACAGCUUCAACUUGACACAAACUUGGUCGUUACAAUGGUGAGGGGGGUUGAAUAGCGUCCGAAUAUCGAAUUCGCUGCGAAGAAGGGAGAUUGGCAGGACCUGACUACAAGGCUCAUUUGAUUCGAAGGGACUGCAGCUCAAAGAUGUCGUCAGAACAAUUCUGCCCAAGUCCCUGCGUUGUACAUGUUGGGAAAGGAAUUAUAAUCUCAUUACCCGGAACAUAUUGCCAUACCACAGGCACACUUCCGGAGCGCAAGUGCCAGUCUAUCCAUAGACUCGUCCUGAGCAACCAAUAUCUAG